Caenorhabditis briggsae is the source of this 861-nucleotide messenger RNA. RefSeq names its product Protein CBR-PRX-19 (gene Cbr-prx-19). NCBI's taxonomy places the organism in Eukaryota, Metazoa, Nematoda, Chromadorea, Rhabditida, Rhabditidae. Gene Ontology annotation, biological process: protein import into peroxisome membrane. The coding region runs from base 1 to 861 and encodes 286 amino acids. The transcript has 3 exons. Gene Ontology annotation, cellular component: peroxisomal membrane; peroxisome. The record is from RefSeq and is a predicted model, not a curated record.
AUGUCCGACCAUACCACCCAAAACAUCGAGGAUAAAAAGACGGAAGAGCUUAGCGCACUUCUUGAUGAAACUUUGGGAGAUUUCGACGAGACGCCAAAAGUAGCACCACGAAACACAGACGACGAACUCGAUGAGUUGAUGGCGUCGGCUGACCAGGAAGCUGCUCAAAAGGCUGCCAAAGACUUCCAGAAAAUGCUGGAACAAAUGGUUACGCUUCAAGAAGAGGCUAUGAAAAAGGCGGAAACUGAAGCACAAACUGGAGAAGGACAACCGGAUUUCGAUCCGAAUGAUCCAGAAGCCCUGGCUAUGAUGGAUGCGUUGAAACAGCUUAUGGAGUGCUCCUCGAACGUGGCAAAUGCCAGUAAUCCAGAAGAAUUCAUGGCUGGAUUGGAUAUGCUUCGCUCUCCGAAUUCUCCAAUGGAACCAUUCAUGAGUAUGAUCAUGCAGACGUUGGCAUCAAAGGAAGUGAUGUAUCCACCACUUAAGGAGAUUUUCGAUAAUUAUCCAAAGUAUAUGGAGGAGCAUGGAGCUGAGUUGGACGCCGAAACCAAGGAGAGAUACGAGAAACAAUUUGAGGUUCUCGGAAAAAUCUGCACAGAAUUCGAAAAUCAACCAGAAAAUGUGGAAGUUCGACUUCCCGAAGCAGCGACAGAACCAGCACCAGCUGAAGAACCAAAUCCAAGUUCCGCACAAGUCGAACACUUUGAAAAAUUGGGAAAAUUGCUCGUCGAGCUCCAACAGUACGGUUACCCACCAAAAGAGCUUGUCGGGGCACUCCCAGAUGGAUGGCAAAUCGAUGAAAGCGGUCUUCCGAAGGUCGCCGAUGCUGCUGCCGCCACCGAAGCCUGUUCUAUUAUGUGA